Erigeron canadensis is the source of this 843-nucleotide messenger RNA. RefSeq lists its product as uncharacterized. The transcript has a single exon. The record is from RefSeq and is a predicted model, not a curated record. The coding region runs from base 1 to 843 and encodes 280 amino acids. NCBI's taxonomy places the organism in Eukaryota, Viridiplantae, Streptophyta, Magnoliopsida, Asterales, Asteraceae.
AUGGGACCCAUAUGCCCCAUACGUGAGCUUAUUACACCAAGGGAAAUCAUGGCAGCGGGUUUUUCACUAUAUGACACGGUAGCGGACCUGAUUGAUGGGGGUGCUUGGAAAUGGCCUACAGCCUGGCUGGAUCUCUUCCCGGUUCUCAUAAAGGUUAGGGUACCAACUUUUAAUAUGGGACAAAAAGACGUACUUAAAUGGCAAGACAAAGGCGGAAAGGAGCUGAUAGUUAAACCCUCAAUUGUAUGGGAGUCUAUUCGCACUCAUGGCAACACAGUCACAUGGGUUAACUUGGUAUGGUUUUCAAAAUGUAUCCCCAGACACUCCUUCCUACUUUGGCUGGUUAUGAAACGCAAACUCAAAACUCAUGAUAGGAUAAAACCAUGGGACGUGGAUGGGGCUUAUAAUCUUAACCUUGUUUGUUGCUCACUUUGUAAAACAGGUCCAGACUCACAUAUUCAUCUCUUUUUCGAAUGCCCCUACUCAGCACAAGUGUGGGACAAGCUAAAGCAUAUGGCGGGAAUGUCGCACCUAUCAAAUAAAUUGGAUGACAUUGUUUCAUUCUUGAUUCCGAAAGCUAAUGGUGCUUCAACAACGAGUAUUAUUGGUAGACUUGUACUUGCAGCUGCGGUUUAUUACAUAUGGCAAGAACGGAAUAAACGCAUGUUUGGUAACCACACACGACCUCCUGACACACUCAAAGAUAUAAUUGUGGAGAAUGUUAGAUUAAGAUUGGCUUCUGUAAAGUUCAAGGAAAGCUCAAAGACCAAGCGUAUGUUAGAAGUUUGGAGAUUGCCAAGGAGUCUCCUAGUUGAACCUGAUGAGCAGGGACGAGACACGUGA